UCUACCCCCUCCAAUCCACAGACACGUUUUGUAAAGCUCUAUGGUUGUGCAGACAUUACUGUAUCAGUGGAUCUCAAAAUAUUAGACAGUCUCGCGUUUAUAGUAUUUUUUGUAAUUUUAUUGCUCCUGAUUUUACUUUAUCAAAAUGUCCGAGGACAGCGGCAAAAAGCUCACCAUGGUAACAUGCAGUGCGCCUGUGAAUAUCGCUGUCAUCAAAUACUGGGGGAAGAGGGAUGAGGAGUUGAUUCUACCUAUAAAUUCAUCUUUGAGUGUCACAUUACAUCAAGACCAGCUCAAAACAACCACAACAGUGGCGUGCAGCAGGUCGUUCCAGGAGGAUCGUAUCUGGCUCAACGGCAAAGAGGAGGACAUAACCCAGCCCAGACUACAGUCCUGCCUUAGGGAGAUUCGGCGCCUGGCCCGUAAGCGACGUAGUGAUGGGGAGGCUGAUGUAGACACGGCCGGUUUGUCCCAUAAAGUCCACAUCUGCUCUGUCAACAACUUCCCAACUGCAGCCGGACUUGCCUCCUCUGCUGCCGGCUAUGCCUGUCUGGUGUACACCCUGUCCCGGGUUAUGGGAGUGGAGGGGGAGUUGUCUGUGGUUUCUAGGCAGGGUUCAGGCAGUGCCUGUAGGAGUAUGUAUGGGGGCUUCGUCCAGUGGAUUAUGGGCCAGCAAGGAGAUGGCAAGGACAGUCUGGCCCAGCAGGUGGAGCCAGAGACUCACUGGCCUGAGCUCAGGGUCCUUGUACUGGUGGUCAGUGCUGAGCGGAAACCAGUUGGCAGCACUUCCGGCAUGCAAACUAGUGUAGAGACGAGCAGUCUCCUGAAGCACCGGGCAGACUCUGUGGUCCCAGCCAGGAUGAAGGAGAUGAUUGAGGCUGUACAUAAGAGGGACUUUACUGCGUUCGCUGAGCUGACCAUGAAGGAUAGCAAUCAGUUCCAUGCCACCUGCCUGGACACCUACCCACCGAUCUUCUACCUCAACGACGUGUCGCGCCGUGUUAUCAACCUUGUGCACCGCUAUAACCGUCACUACAGGGAAACAAAGGUGGCAUACACGUUUGAUGCAGGUCCCAAUGCAGUGAUCUACACUCUUCAGCAGAAUGUGGAAGAGUUUGUCCAGGUGGUCAAACACUUAUUCCCACCAGAGACCAACGGAGGACAGUUUCUAAAGGGUCUUCCGGUUGCCCCAACAACACUAUCUGAGGAGCUGAAGCAGGCCAUUGGUAUGGAGCCCAUGGUGAAGGGAAUCAGCUAUAUAAUCAGCACCAAGGCUGGACCUGGACCUCGCGUGGUGGAGGACCCUAGUGAGCAUUUGCUUGGAUCUGACGGGCUGCCCAAGGAGAGUGCAUGAUACAAGCCAGCCUCCCAGCUGGGCAGAGACAGAACUCUUUGGUGAAAAGAAAGACCAGACAUAUUAACAAACAACAAUUCCAAUUCAAUCAAUUGGAUACAAAUGCAAAGACUUAUUCAUUGAAGGGGCAAUCUGCAGUUGCUAUAUCAAUUUUUGGACUUAUAAAUUAAUUAUAUGAAACCAUUGAUUCUUGAAGAAUAUAACUUGUAAAUACCUCAUGAGCUUAGUUAAACUGUCAUACCCCAUCAGAACUCAAAAUAUCAGCUUGUUUUACUACAAUGUUUGUAAACAAAGUAAAUAUAACCAUGUUUUAAAUGUU
Messenger RNA from Oncorhynchus mykiss (rainbow trout), 1673 nucleotides. Its product is annotated as diphosphomevalonate decarboxylase. Gene Ontology annotation, cellular component: cytosol. The record is from RefSeq and is a predicted model, not a curated record. Lineage: Eukaryota; Metazoa; Chordata; Actinopteri; Salmoniformes; Salmonidae. Gene Ontology annotation, biological process: isopentenyl diphosphate biosynthetic process, mevalonate pathway; isoprenoid biosynthetic process. Gene Ontology annotation, molecular function: diphosphomevalonate decarboxylase activity.